AUGUCUCACAUCAACGACAUAGUAUCACAUGAAGAUAUAAAAUCCUUUAAUUCUCCUAAAAAAACUGAUACUGGCAUUCUGCCGUCCCUAUGGAGCUUACUGUCCCGUCGUACUCGGGGCUCUGGCCGUGCUGGUUCGAUGUCACCAGCUAAAAAGAAGUCUCAGACAAUGAGUAGCCCAAUGCAUAUUCCCAGCGUUCCGGUUAUGGAGCCCGUGAAAAGAUCUCGAACUGAAGAUUCUUUUGAGAAUUCAGUGCAAGUUGAACAGACACCGAAAAAGAAGAGAGGUAGACCAAAGAAACCGAAACUAGAAGAACCUACCGAGGCCGGGUUUGUCACAGCUUCUUCAUCUCCAAUGAAGUCUCAUCAUGUUUUUUCAUCCCCGGCUAAAUCUCCCGUGAAACCCGUUUUAACUCAAUCGCCUCUCAAAAUAACAUUAAACAAAGAUUUCAUACCAACACCAAUUCCUGCAGAAGGUGAAUACAAUCCGCCACAGGAAAAGCAUUUAACAUACUUCUUCGAUGGAUUUGAAGGUUAUAUUGAUCAGAAAAAGCCCAUUCGUUCGCAUAAGAAGUCUACUAAUUCGAUGGCAAUGGCUCCUCAAGUCACGCGUGAGCAGUUCUCGUUAAUAUCCAGCGUCCUGAAUGGAUUUCUCCAUAGGUCAAGCAAAGCAGAGCUUCACAAAAUUCAACUCCAGAUGUUUCCGCAGUAUUGGUUUGAGGUUACGCAAGGGUUUUCUUUACUGUUUUAUGGUAUUGGUUCGAAGAGGCAGUUUCUCGAGCAAUUUGUCCUAGAAUACCUGUCGCCAAGACUUGCAUUAGCUCCAGAAACCCAUCUUGAGCUAAGCAAUCAGUAUGAAGAAGAGGAAGAUAGUGAUGGUGAGAUUGAAGGCGUGCCUUGCGUAGUUAUCAAUGGUUACAAUCCUACUUGUAGCUAUAGAGAUGUUUUCCAUUCCAUUUCCAAAAUUAUGCUCCCAGAAGAAUUGAGCAAAUCUGAAACGAAAUACUGGGGAAAUCACGUCGAAUUGCAGAUCAAUAAAAUGAUUGAGGUUUAUCGCGAUACGCCCUCCAAUGUCAAGCUCAUUCUUCUUGUUCACAAUUUGGACGGGCCGAUGCUGCGCAAGGAUCCAUUCCAAAAUAUGCUAAGCUCUCUAGCGCGGGUCAGACAGAUAGCUCUGGUUGCUUCUACAGACCACAUAUAUGCGCCCCUUUUGUGGGAUCACGUACGGACACAGAAUUUCAAUUUUGUGUUCCAUGACAUCACCAAUUAUGAAAACUAUUCAGUUGAAUCCUCUUUCAACGAUAUCAUGAAAUUGGGCCGCAAUGACUCCAGCACUGGUGCUGAGGGUGCUCGUUAUGUGCUCGAUUCUCUAACAACAAAUUCUAAAAGAAUGUAUCGAUUACUCAUUGAUACUCAACUCAAUAACAUGGAUUCACAAGGCAAGAUAACUGCCACAAAGCGUGGUUCUCAUCUGUUUGGUAUAGAGUUCAAACAGUUUUAUCAUAUGUGUGCCGCAGAGUUUAUCGCUUCUAAUGAGAUAUCUCUGCGAUCCAUGCUGGGAGAAUUCAUCGAGCAUAAAAUGGCUGCAAUUUCAAAAGAUAGAACUGGAGCAGAAACCGUAUAUGUUCCUUAUUCUUACGCUGAAAUGCAAACUUUACUGAGAGAUGUGCUUGAUCUUUAA
Lachancea fermentati is the source of this 1680-nucleotide messenger RNA. NCBI's taxonomy places the organism in Eukaryota, Fungi, Ascomycota, Saccharomycetes, Saccharomycetales, Saccharomycetaceae. The record is from the annotation of a GenBank genome assembly.